UCCACGUUAUUCGAUUUAUUAGAAUUUGAAACGAUGCAUUUUUAUGCGUAUGUUGUCGCGCUGUGCUGUGUUGUUUGCAGCAGUCAGAAGCAACGAUGCUGUUUAAACCAUGACAUGUACACUUUUAGUGGCGAAAUUGUUUUUGGUGCACCUGAUGACCAACACCUGUACAUUACCAAGUACACUUUUAUGACGGUGAUGGAUUUUGUUCAAUUACGUUUUUUUUAUAACAUUACAAGGAGUGAAGAAGGAAACAUAACAAAAUAUAUGUAUAUUGACGACUUCAAACAGAAUAUCACAUGGACUAACAAUUUUGAAACACAAGUGUGUGAGAAGGAGCCUAUGUCAAAUGGAAGUGAGCCGGAAGGCAAGGCGUGUAUUCCAGAUUAUGCACAAUAUAUUGGUCAAUUCAAUAACCCUGGGGAUGUGCUAGUUAAUAGGUGGAAGUUUGAAUAUGACUACGAAACUGAUGGAAAAAUUGGAGAGGAGCAAGGAGACACAACCGUGAACAGAUGUGAACUAACUGGGGACUUAUAUCUGCAUUUGUUUUCUAUUUUAAGGCCUAAACCAGAAAGCUUUCCAAACUCUUCAAUUUUUGAGAUACUCCUUUUAAUGAAAUCACAUUGA
Anneissia japonica is the source of this 627-nucleotide messenger RNA. RefSeq lists its product as uncharacterized. The transcript is spliced from 4 exons. Bases 34 to 627 code for a protein of 197 amino acids. NCBI's taxonomy places the organism in Eukaryota, Metazoa, Echinodermata, Crinoidea, Comatulida, Comatulidae. The record is from RefSeq and is a predicted model, not a curated record.